UUCAGUUUAACCAAACACAUCAAUAUGUUCUCUAAAGUAAUCGCCUUAAGCGCAGUACUGGCUGUUACUACAGCUGGACUGUUGCCUGAAGCCCAUUACUCUCCCGCUACGGCAGUGUCUUCUCAGAGCAUUAUUCGUCAUGAUCAGCCACAAGCCAUCGCUACUAAAUACGUGGCCGCCGCACCAGUUGCCGUCCACGCUGCUCCUGCCGUAGCCUAUAACGUAGCUCCACUUUAUUACGCAUCAGCUGAUGCUGUUUCCUCCCAAUCCAUCGUGCGUCAUUCCACACCCAUUGCUAAAGUGUCAGUUGCGGCGCCUGUGUACCACGCUGCUCCCGCCGUUGCCUACCAUACCGCUGCGGUUCCCGUUAUCUCCAACGCAGCUCCAGUUCACUACUCCACCGCUAAUGCUGUAUCUUCUCAGAGUAUUGUCAGCCAUUCCGCACCAGUUGCUAAAGUCGCCGUAGCGGCUCCCAUCACCAAUUAUGCAGUGGCUGCCCCUAUCGCGUACUCUGCACCUGUACAAUAUGCUGCUCCAGUUGCCAAGGUCAUCGCACCCGCUCCUAAAGUUCUUGUUGCUGAACAGGAACAAUACUCUCACCCCAAAUACGAUUUCUCCUAUUCUGUGGCUGACGGACACACUGGUGACAACAAGUCUCAACAGGAAAGCCGUGAUGGAGAUGUUGUCCAUGGUGAAUACUCACUAGUGGAAGCUGAUGGUUCCAUUCGCAAAGUGCAAUACACUGCUGAUGAUCACAAUGGCUUUAACGCGGUGGUGAGCCGUUCUGCUCCCGCCCACCACAUCGCCGCUGCUCCUGUUCUUCUUGCGCAUCAUUAACUUUAUCUG
Galleria mellonella (greater wax moth) is the source of this 846-nucleotide messenger RNA. Its product is annotated as larval cuticle protein A1A-like. The coding region runs from base 25 to 837 and encodes 270 amino acids. Lineage: Eukaryota; Metazoa; Arthropoda; Insecta; Lepidoptera; Pyralidae. Gene Ontology annotation, cellular component: extracellular matrix. The record is from RefSeq and is a predicted model, not a curated record. The transcript is spliced from 3 exons.